This is a messenger RNA of Mytilus trossulus (common blue mussel), 11997 nucleotides long. RefSeq lists its product as uncharacterized. Gene Ontology annotation, molecular function: ATP hydrolysis activity; protein binding. Bases 239 to 5494 code for a protein of 1751 amino acids. Lineage: Eukaryota; Metazoa; Mollusca; Bivalvia; Mytilida; Mytilidae. The transcript has 11 exons. The record is from RefSeq and is a predicted model, not a curated record.
GUAUUACUGAACUGGACAAUUUAUUGAUAUAAACAAUAUUACGCGUAUCGUUAAAAGGAUAAUCUUUAUAACAGACAUCUGACAAAGAAUUAAUUUAAAUUUUUUAAACAUUUUUUCUUAAGAAAUAUGCAUUUGAAAGGUGACGACAUAUCUCAAACUUCAGAGUUCGGGACAGGUGUAUUAAUUUGACAAGUCCUUUAUUCUGUCUCCUGGAGUAAUGGGUUAACAUUCUUUUAUUAUGGCUACAACUUCUGCUAGAACAGACAGGACAUCAGUGUCUAAAAAAAAGCAAGGUAUAACAAGACAGUCAUCCUUUUUGGAUACAGGAAAUAUGAUGGUCAAGAAGAUACAGCCGACAAAACCAAAAGUGACAAAACCUGUUAUUAAAACUUCCAAAAAUGUACAGCCCACAGCAAGCAAGGAAGAAAGAUUUAUUUCAGACAAAACAACAGAAGAACAGAUAAAGAAAGCUGAGGCUAAGUUUGAGAGGUUAUUGGAAGGAUGUCUUGAUGAUCUACCUAAUUUACCUCAUUCUACAGUUAGGAUAUUCAUGAGCUCCACAUUUUCUGAUAUGAGAGCAGAAAGAAAUGCCAUUGUCAGAGAUGUCAAUCCACUCCUGAAGGAGUAUUGUGCCAAAUAUGACCUUGACUUUCAAAUAGUAGAUAUGCGAUGGGGUGUAACAGAAGAUAGCCAAAAUGACCAUUCUGUGGAGAAAAUUUGUUUGCUAGAAGUGGAAAAUUGCCAGAACCUUUCUUUAGGACCUAAUUUUAUUUUUAUAUCAGGUGACAGAUAUGGAUUCAGACCAAUCCCAAUAGAAAUUGAUAUGGAAGAAUUUGAUACCAUUAAGAAGGUUGCUGAAGAAAACUCUCUACCUGAUAUUAAACUAUUGGAUGUUUGGUAUUUACUGGAUGAAAAUGCUAAACCACCUCUGUAUAUUUUACAGCCAAUCAGAUCACAGUUUACAUUCUAUGGUGAUUACUCUGCUGGAUGUGAAGAACCCAGAGCUAAAGACACAAUGGGUUGGGAGGAAACCUUUAAAUCUCUACAGACACUUCUAAGGAAAGCAGCAACAUUUGCCUGUAAUGCUAAACAACUCAACAAGGACAAACUUCACAAAUACUUUUAUUCAGUCACUGAGAUUGAAGUCAAUAAAGGAAUCUUGACAGCAAAAGAACCCAAUCUUCAUACUAGUACCUAUCAGAGAGAUUUACGUGGUUUGGAUGGCAAUAAUAUCACUGAUGAUACAGCCAAAAGAUACUUUGACACUAAAAUGAAAAAUGGACAGAUGGUAAUCGAUGAAGAAGCAAAGACAUUAAGAGAGAAAGUAAGGCAACAAAUUCCAUCUGUAUUGAAGAAAUCUGGCCGAAUCCAUCAGUAUCAAGUUAAGUGGCAUAGUGGUGGCAUCGAUCCUGAAAAACAUGCAGAGCAACGUGAUUAUGUCAGGCAUCUUUGUGCUGAUCUUAUUGAGGACAUUUGCGAACUUAUUGAUAAGGCCAGAGAAGACCAGAAAGGCCUGAUAAGAGAUUCAGAAUAUUACACAGACUAUCAAGAAGUACUGCAUCAUCAGCACUUUUGUAAACUAAAAUGCGAGACUUUCUGUGGUAGACUUGAUGUUUUGGAGAAGGCCAAAGAAUAUAUUCUCAAGGACAAGUCCAGAAGGCCUCUGAUUUUGUAUGCUCCGUCAGGUGCUGGAAAAACAUCUGUUAUGGCCAAAAUCUUGCAGAAUCUGCCAGAAUGGUUUGAAAAGGAGCCUCACUUUGGAAUUAUAAGAUUUUUGGGCACAUCAGGUUAUAGUUUGAACAUAUAUGAUGUACUAUAUGGAAUUUGUGGACAACUUGCUGACUGUGCAAAACUAUUAAUGGAGCCAGUUGGGUACAAAAACAUGAAAAAUCUAAUAGAAUAUAUGCCAAGAUUCUUACGUCGAGUGUCGAGCAAGGUGAAAAAGCCAAUUGUUAUUCUUUUGGACUCUCUAGAUCAGCUUACAGCAAAAGAUGAUUCUUACUUGUUAAAUUGGCUGCCUACAAUCCUCCCCUCAAACUUGAAGAUAAUUGUAUCAACAUUACCCAGGGAACAUGAAAUUUUGGACACAUUACAGAAACUGUUUCCAGAUACUACCAACUUUGUAGAAGUCCCAUCUUUACCUGAUGAUACAGGCUUUGAAAUGAUUGACAAAUAUCUAGCAAAAAAGAAAAGAGCUGUUACACAAAUUCAAACUAAACAGAUUAUUAGCGCAUUCAGAAAUUGCAGAGGUCCAUUGUUUCUAAAACUUAUCUUAGAUGAGGCAGUUAACUGGAACUCAUACACACCAGAUCAUGCUCUUGUUUUGCAAGAUUCAGUACAAGGGGCCAUAAACCAGCUAUUUGACAACAUGGAAAAGAAAUUUGGGCAAGUCUUGAUAAGCCAUGCGCUAGGUUACAUUACAGUUGCCAACAAUGGAAUUUCUGAUAUUGAAUGGGAGGAUGUGUUAUCCUGUGAUGACGAAGUUCUAGAUGAUAUCUACCGCUAUCAUAAUCCACCUGUCCCUGGCAUUGUACGAAUGCCACCAGUACUUGUAGCAAGGAUAAGAUAUGAUCUCAGAGAAUAUAUAGUAGAAAGAAGAUCAUUUGGUAAAACGACAUUGAAUUGGUAUCAUAGGCAGUUCAUUGAGACAGCUCAUGGAAGAUAUGCAACUGGUAGUGCAGGCAAAAUAUUACACAAAGUAUUGGCAGAAUAUUUCAUUGCCAAUGAUGGUAUUCAAAGGGACAUAACUCUUCACAGGCGAAAACUGACAGUGGAGAAAGCAGACAGACAAGUCACAAAACAACUACUUGUUGUGAAGAAUAAAAGAAAACUGAUAGCUGCCCCAUAUCACAUUACCCAUGCUGGAGAUCAGAUAGAUCCUUCAAUUGCCAAGUCAGAAUGCUUUUGUAAUUUGAAUUUCCUUUCAGUGAGAAUGCAAGCCUUGCCUUUAUCAACAUUGGUGGACGACAUGACAGAAUAUUUGGACAAAACAGAUGAUGAAGAGGUGGCUUUUUUGAGAAAUUACUUCCUCGUCUCUAAAUCAGGAAAUGAAAGUGGAACUAACCUUGCAAUUAAUCUACUUUCACAAUUACAUGUAGAUGAGGAUCAGAAAUAUCUAAAUGAAUUACUGCAGCAAGCUAAAGAUACAGUCUACUGUAGUAAGACUCCAUUACUUAUACCAGUAUUCCCAUGUCUGGCACCAAGAAAAGAUGCUUCAUCAGCUCUGUUAAAAAUCUAUGAUGAUGUCAACAAUAUCAUUUCAAGUGGUUCAGAAUCAGUUCUGAUGACACAUGUGAAAGAGGAAGAUGACGAUGAAAAAGGGUACCUAGUUUAUGAUGCCAGUAAUAAUGAUGUUAACCAAUUAAGCCAUGACAAGGACUUCAAGCCAAUAAUGCCACCCAUACUGGAUCAUUCUGAGAAAAGAGUAAUUAACUUAGGCAAGGACAGCCUUCAGAUAUUCCAUUUACAUAAUCAACUUACAAACAUUAAGAAGUUUUCUGAUAUUUUUGAAAACCUAGGGAAAGAGGUGUUACCUACAAUGGUUUGUCUCAGUACCGAUUUCUUACAUUUGACAAUAUUAUUUAGCAAUGGUGAUGUUUUAAUAUUGGAUACAAACAGCUUCAAAAAAGUUGACUUCAUCACCUUGAGAGAAGAAGCAAAUGAUGUUUCUAACAUCAUCACUACAAGUAUAGACAAUUUAAAGAUUAUUUUCACUAUAGAUACUGUUGUAAGUGAAAAGGAAAAUACAAAAGAUGGAGUUGUUAGAAUCCAUGUUGUUGGUGCUGCAGAAAAUGGAAAAAUGGUGAAAACUAGUCAUCCUUUUACCAGAGGUCUUGCUGCAGUUGGUUUUAAUGAGAACCUGCUUGUAGGAAGUAGUAAUAGAGAAACAGAUGGAACUUUGACAGUCGUUGACCUAGAUGAGGUCAAAAUAACUAUCACAGAGGACUGCUCUUCUAAGUUACUGCAGUUAUCUGUGGCACAUUCCCAUGCAUUGGCUGCCAUUUGGUUGGAACAAGGCUUUGUAGCUGUGUAUGACAUCUCUAAUGGGGAGGUUGUCCAGCAGUUAAACAUAAAUAAUACAAUAACCAGCUUUGGAGUGAGCUGGAUCAAUGAUUUAGUCUUUAUUGGAGACAACCAAGGGCAGAUAAUUAUGUACAAAGCACAGACAGGGAGACACUUCGGGGAUUUCAAGGCUGAAAAUAAUGAAAUCAUGAAAGUGGCAGUGCUUGAGGAUCAAGUUGUCACUGUGAGCAAAAAGAAUACAGCAAAAAUUUGGAAGCUGACAACCUUACUAAAUACUGAUGGUGAUCAAUCAUCCAGAACAGAGGUCAAUGGUGGGGGUUCAGAGUUACUGGCACAGAAGGAUAUUGUUGGUUUUGAUGUUGACCUCAAAGGACACUUCAUCAUAACUGCUUCAGAAGACAAAAACUUGAGGAUCUGGUCUGUAGAUAAUGUAGAACUACAAGAUAAAAUUUACAUGGGAAUCACAGGUCACAAAGUAUCAGCAACUAUAAACUCAAUGUGUAUUGUUUUAGACAGUCAAGCUCAUACUUUAAAAGUGUAUGAUUUUGAAGAUGGAUUGGUGAAAAUGAGCAUCAGACAUGUAGUAAGUUUCUGCCAAGGAAAAGAUCAUAAGACAUUAUAUGUCUUGAAAACUGGUGAAAAGGCUCAUUUCAUUGAAAUAAUAGAUAUCAGUCUUCUCAAGGUAAAAACAUCCUUUCUAUUGAAACAGAAGCUGGCUUAUGAGAGAAUAGACCUGUCCAUAAAUGAUUCAGAACGCUAUCUCAUACUAAGGGUUAAAAUUCUUGACAAAGAAUAUGCUGACAUCCAAACAUCAUGGCGUAAACAAGGUGGAGGAUUUUUACCACAGUCUCAUAAACACAGGUUUUAUGCUAUAGACAAAACACAAGCUACAGGAGGACUAAUGCCAUGUAAUCGAAUUCUGACAAAGAGUCCACAUCUAGGAGAAGUUGUCUGCCCCUAUCAAGGAAAUGUCAUGAUGGUCACCACUCGUCGUUGGGUAGUGUUUUGGGAUAUUCCUACUGGCAAAUCUGAUCAGAGAGUGACAAAAGGAGUAAAACUUGGAUUUAUGUAUCGAGCCGAUCACUUGGGACAAUCCUGUGAAGGGACAAGUCUAGCAGUGGAACAAAGUAAAGAUGGCCUGUAUGUAGCUAUAGGAUCUGAAGAUGGCUACAUGAUUGUGUGGGAGGCCAACACUGGCUUUCCAGUAGGAAGAAAAGAACCAAAGAAAAGGCACACAGCUUCGGUGGUCACCAUUGCUAUAUCACCAGACAGUAAAUGGGUUGCCUCUAGGUGUCUGAAUAACAGGCUGAUACUGUGGGACAUCACUACAGCAACAGACGUGGUCAAACUGAAGAUACCCUUAGAUGUCACACAGAUGAAGUUCACAGCUGAUUCUAAACACCUAGUUAUCAGUACAGGAGUUCAUAAUACUAGAAUGUUAGUAUACAGACUUCAUCCCGGACAAAAGUAAUACACAGGAAAAGUUUACACAAUGUUAUUUAGCUCAAAUAGUUGUUUUUUAAAAGCUCUACAACUCGCAAAGUUUAAAUUAAACAGUUGUCUGGGUUGGGUUUUUUUAAAAGAGAAAACUGUAGAGUGUUGAAACUCUGUUUAAGGGGCUUAUAGACAGGAAUUUGUUAAUAGAGUGAUAGAAUAUAAAUAGAUGUGAGAUGUGCAGAAUCAUUUUAACUUUCACUAUAGUUACAGAGAUUUUGGGGCAAGCAGGUUAUUUGAAUGCAAAAUUGUUCCAUUUUAAUUGUAAUUUUCUAUAGUAAUUUUGGAAUACUUUUGUUUAUAAAAAAAUUCAGUAUUGUAAUGCUUUGUCUAACUUUAAAAAUGUUGUUACAUGUACUACUUAAUUUGAUUAAAUCAGACAUUUAAAUAUGAAUUUUUGAAUUUGAAAAUAUCUAUUUUACAUUGCUGCAAAUGUAGAAAACCUUCUAUAUUUUUUUGCCUUUCAAGUUUUUUCCACUCUUUUAAAAUCCUCAUAAUAUUGUACUCAGAAUUUAGGGUAGGAACCAUUUAUCUAUACUAACCUGUAUCUAUUACAUCUUUUCAUUCAUUGUAUAUAUUGUCAAAAAAAUUGUGAUCACAAGUACUUGCAAUUUAAAAAAAUUGGAGCAAGGCUUUGUAGCUGUGUAUGACAUUUCUAAAAAAAAAUAAAGAUUAAAAAAAAAAUCUGUCAAAUGAAUGUGAUCUUUUUUUACUUAUGAUUUACACAUUUCCUUGUUUAAUUAACCACAUUUUGAAUAUAAUAUAUACAAAAACAAUUGUAAUUAUUUGUUUUAUUUAUUUGACAUGUAAUACAUAUUAUUUUGUUAAAAUAUCUAUUUUUAUGUGCAUUUAAAACUAUGCAAUAUACUGGUUAUUCCAGCAUGAAUAUUUUUUUGCAUUAUUUCCUAUUAAGUUUGUACUUCUACACAACUUAUUGUUUAAGAUAAGGCACAGUUUUUUGUGUGCUGUUUUUACACUUAGUUUUGAAUGGUUUGAAUAUGUGAGAAUAUUUGCUAUUUGUGAUACCUAUUUUGAUAAAUUUAAUAUUUGUCCCUUUGCUUUACUGGUUUCAGUAACAUUAUUAUGGUUAAUAUUUCUUGUACCUCAUACCCAAAGUAUUAUAUCAAUGAGUUUCACUCCUGAAAUACUCAAGUAUAAGUCAACCAUUUCUGAAUAUAUAUUUUAUAUUUAAUUUUUUUACCAUACCUAAAAUUUUACAUGUAUAUCAUUUUUACUGCCCUCUUAUAUAGCCCAACCCAUAUUUCUGAAAAUAAAUUGUAUCCAAUGCUUCAAUGACUUAAGGAAAAUCUAGAUUUUUUAAAGACCAAGUGUCUUGGUAGAUAUUUCAACUCCACAGUCCUAUAAUGAAUAGGGAAUAGUUCUGUUAUAAACUUGUAAGUACCAACAUAUUAAAAAAUAUAUGAAAUAGAUGUAAAUCUUCAUGAUGGUAGAGAUUUAGUGUUUUACCAACUUAUUUCUUAGUAAUCUCAGGUAUAUAUUAGAAAUAUGAUAAUUUUUACUUAGUUUUGUAUAUUUAUAUUAUUAGCAGUAGUUGUCACACAUGUUAUAGUUUUAUAUCAAAUUUUAUGAAUUUUUAUACAGUUUGUCAUCUUGUCCUAUACCAAUGUCUGUGGCACAGCUGUGGAAGAUAUGUUGAGAAAAAAUAAUUCUUGGAGGAGAAAAUCUUAUACAACUAUUUUAUAUAAGGAUUUUACAGUACAGAUGUUCUAUACCAUGAUUUUGAAAUGCAGCAUUUAUAAUCAUGGAUGCAGGAAUUAAAGUCACUCAAAAAUAAGAACUGAUGAAACCUAUUAAUAAAUAAAAUAACAAAGUUGUAAAAUAAAAAUUAAAAUCUAUAACUGAAUUCUGUUACUCUGUUGCCCUUUUGUAAAAAAAAAUUUGAAGUUCAUAAAAAAUUAAAAUAGGAAUUCAAUAUAUUUGCUUUUAGUUUUUUAAAGAAUAAUUAAUGUAAUGUUUUAGGAAUUUAGAAUUAAAAAUACAUGUAAUCCUAAGUAAUACGACAAAAAAAAGUGAAUUAAAUCAUCCAGAGGCUUUUGAUCCUAAUAUUCUUAAAAACCUUUUAUUCUUUUAAGUUUAUUUUUUCAUUUAUCAUAUUUAAAAAUUUAUUUAUAAGCAUUAUUAUUUUCACAUAAAAUAUUUUUAUAAACUGAAAGUUAUGUAUUAUGAAGGGAAGUUCCAUGCACCAUCAAAACCUUUUUUUAACUAUAGAAAAUACUCUCUAUUCUUCGAUUUUUGUCAUUGAUAUUGUCUUCACAGGGUUCUGAUUUGCAAAACCAUGACAUAAAAUAUUCAUUAAAAUACAAGUUUUUCUCAAUCCACAAAAAUUGAUAUCCACAAAAAUACAUGAAUCCACAGUAUAAAAUAUGACGUUCCACCUAUUUGUUGUUCUCAAGUAAAUAUGAAUAUUUAUAAAUUCUUCAAAUGUUAAUACUUCUAAUUACCUCUGGUUUUUCUUUGUCUUGAUUUUUCAUUUCCCUCUCAACAUCAUAAUUGCAAGAGGAACAUAAUGUCCCAAUUCCUGUCCUGGUUAUAUUCAGAUGCUACAAGUUUUUGUUUUGGUUAUAUAUAUUUGGUAACAUGUUGUAUUAGAACUCUGUCUCAUGUGUACAAACUGAAAGCUCAGGUACUUGUGGAUAGAUAAUGGCAACAGUAGUAUACCACUGUUGUUAUUUAAGAAGAAGAUAUUUGGUAACUUGUUGCAUUAACCCCCAUGUGUACAAACUGAAAGCUUAGGUACUUGUGGAUAGAUAAAGGCAACAGUAGUAUACCACUGUUGAAAGGAUACCCUUUUAGUGGGACUGAGAGGGGGUACAAAUCCCCAUAUAAUUAAAAUUUGAUUUAUUUUUGAUUGAAAUUUUAUAUGGAUUGUUUUCACUUUGAUUAAAUAUAACUAACAGACAAUAUUUGAGAUUUUUGUCUGUCGACUGGUAAACCUUACACAUAUUUUUAUGUAAGGGGUCACUUUUAAAUGACUCAAAUUAAUAAAUUGUUCAAAUUUUUAGAUACCUAAUUAGUACUGCUUAUAAAGAAUGAUGUGUUGUACACUGUCGAUACUUGAUUUUUUUUUUUUUUAUAUGUACUUUACCAAUAUGAUUUAAAUUCUUAACAUUAAGUUUUUUUUGUUGGUAAGAUAUAUCUAAUUCUAAUGCAACUCGGCAUUUAACAACAAUUUUAAUUGGAUACUGUCUGCAAUCAAUUCCACAGUUGACUGUCAGAGUCACGGGCACAAAUGCUCCUCAAUUGCAGUCAUAUUAUGAAAAAUUAGAAAUGUAUAAUUUGAACUUUAUAGGGGUAUUUAUUCUAUUAGAAUAGGAAUGGCAGUACUGUAUUUGAGGAGUCGCUGAUUUCAGAUUUUGAUUUGAUCAGGUGGCCUGCUUUUCAAAAUUUAUACAGCUCUGAUAUUCCUUAAAUAUUACAUCAAUGGACAUAACAUUGCUAUUACAUGUAUUAAUUUGAAUGGAAAGCAGCCUGGGUAUUGUCCAGUUACAUAAUAGAAAAUUAUAAAGAAUUUAGAUAUAGUAAAUUUAAACUUAAAUUUUGUUGACAAAUUGAGUGCAGAAAAUAUUUUUUAUUACUACUAGGCACAGACACUUGUCUCUGGAAACUAAUUUCCUGUAUACUUUAAUAUUUUUUCAUAGACAAGUGCCUGUGCUUAUAAAGCCUCUAAUGACCCUGAAAUCCCAGUCAGGAAAUAUCAUUUUUAAUCUUUUACAAAUCUCCAUAGAUUUAUAGGUUUAAGUACAAUAAAAAUGGGCUUCUACUUUGUCUUAAUUGAAUACUAUUGGACUCCUACAGUGUCUUCAUUGUUUCAUUGUGAUGUCGGAUGAUUUCCAUAAAUACUAAGACAGUCCCCGAAAUUGGUGAUUUGGUUUGAAAAAUAAAAAUUCCAGUUUUAAUUUUGAAAUUUUUCGCUGAAGUAGUGGCUAGAUAUGAAAAGAUAAGCUAUAAGUUAUACUAGAAUAUAACCCCAAUGACAAGUUCUUGCUGAGUGUUGUGCAGGAAACAUUUGCUCUCCAAAACAAAGUAAAUGUUAUAUUAAAAUGGUGAUAAUAUCGCCUACUAUAUGUCAUGCAGUUGUGCAUUUGUGUAGAGUUGUUUAAAAACUAUCAGAUAUUUUUCUUUAUAGCUUAACAAAUAUUUGAAUCAAUUAUAUUUUAUUACUUAUUUUAAAUAUUUCAUCCUUUAGUGACAUGGUGCAUUCCUUGUGAUUGCUAAACACUCUAAAAAGGUAACACAUCAAGUGAUUUUGAUUAUAGACAGUCAGUAAAAAAUUGAUCUGUUUUUCGGUGAAUGAAUCAAGGUUAUUGAAACAUCCCUGAAUUAGAGUAAUUUUAUCCCAAUUUGGAUACUUUGAUAACUGAUGCGAGGGCAAUCAAUGCAUUUGGUAAUAAAUUAGAAUUGUAUGUACAAUGAAAAGAGACGCCAAGACUCUUUAAAAAUAUUAUUCAUUGUUACAAAAAUUGCAAGUAAUUGUGAUUCUGAUUAAAUAAUACGGAAAUUAAAAAUACAUUAGGAGAAUGGUGGCAGCCUUUGGGUGUUACAUCAUUAAUAUUUUGUAUUUGUAGUUUACAUGAAGUCUUCAAAGGUUAUUAGUUUUAUUAUAAAUUAAAAAGCAUCAUCUGUUCAAAUAUUUUUCAUUAUAAACAUCAAGUUUUCUUCCUUAUUUUUUUAGAAUGGAAUUCUUAAACUAAAACUAAAAAAAUUUUUAAAAAAUAAGAAAUUCCUAAAAUUAUUGUUAUAAAAUAUGGGUAAGCAAAUUUGUAUUUCUAAAGAUUAAAAACUGCUUUGUUAUUUGAAAUUUAAACUACUGUAAACCUUCAAAACAACCUUCAGAACAAGUAGAAAGUAUUUUCAGAGAACUUAAAGAAGUAAGUUUUUGAUAUAUAAUUUUUUAAUGUCUCAUUUGUUAUUGUAAUGAUGCUUGGUAUUUGUAUUAUAUAUCAUACUAAUAUGUGUUUGUUUGUGUUCUAAAUUCAAAUCUUGACUCUGAAAACUCCAAAGAUAUGAGAAUUGGGAGAUAAAUUCUUGAAUUACGAAAAGUAAGGAUGGUCGUCUUGUGUGUAGUUUUUUUUCUUUCUAAUAUGUUUUAUUCAAUUGUACUGAAUGGUGCAUUUAUUACUUAAUAUUAAGAACAAAAUCAAAAGCAUUUCACAGAAAGGAGAUGUGGGGAAAUAACUGAUUUCCCUGGAUAUUUUUGAGUAAACAGUACAGCAGUAAUAUUAAUGUGUAUCAUAAAAGGAUUACCCUAAUAUUAUUACAACUCAUUCAAUGUAUAUGUAUGCCUUUAUUACUUGUAAAUGUUCACCUUGAUACUAUACAAUUCAUCUCCAAGUGCUUUCCUUUAUUAAAACUAUGCUCAGAUUGAUGCUACUUAAGUGGGUUUCCUCUCUGUAAGUGAGACUUCUCUUUGAGACGUUAUUAGGUUGCCUGUUGCAGGGCAAAAUUUCUGCCACUUUUAUGCAUUUUGUCUUUUGAAUUUUGAAUUGGUGUGCCAAAAUUCUUUCUCUUUUUGUCUUGAUAAGCCACUUACCAGAACCUAACUAUUGUUCUUCUUGCUAAUUCAUGAUCUUUGUUCUUAUCCUGUGAGUGCAUGCAAUAUAUUUACUGGACAAUAAGUAAACAACAAUCUAUCGGUAUUUAUUACAUCAACUUUGCUGACUCUACAGUCAUGUUUAUUUAAAAAAAAAUAAAAAAAAUAUGAUGCCAUUAUAGUUAUGUUAGGUCACAGCCAUGCUCACCAAUAGUGAAUGUGAUUAUCUGCUAGUACACCAUGAAUUGUAGCAAAUUCACUUGCACUUCUUAAGAUUAUUUGUUUUGUUUGAGAAACAGAUAGAAGAAUGUGGCAUAUAAUAUUUUAUAAAAGAUGUUAUAUUUUUUUAUAACUUUUUUUUAUGCCAUGUGAUAUGUUUUAUAUCCCCAUUCAGUGACGUGGGGGAUAUAUAUUUAUCAUUGUUUGUGUGUGACUGUUUGUAUUUAGCUGUUUUCUGUUUGUUGUUUGCACUUUAAAUCCACAACUCCUCUAAAAACAGCUGUUUACAAAAUAUCUUCUGAGACGUAAUGAGUCUAUGCUUCCUUGCUUUUCUAAACAUAUGAAAUUUUAUAUUUCCCUUAAAGCAUGGACGCUGCAUGUGGAUAGGCAUCUCAAAUUGUGAAAUGAAACAUUCUUUGAAUUUUAACUACAAAAUGCUACUUAUUUCAUAUUUUGAUCUGAAAUACAUUUUUUUAAGACAGACAUUUACAACUAUACGAAUAGGUUAAGACAUUGUAUUGGCAAUUUCUCUCAGACAUUUACAGGAUUUCAAACCUUUUUACUCUGAUAAUAUAUAAAAGUAUUUGGAGUUUGUGGAUAUAUUAACUUGAGCUCGACUUAAAAGUUUUUCUACUUAUACAUUUAAUUUAUUUGUUAUAAAUUUGAUAUUUACACUAAAACUAUUUAAUGAUUAAAAAACUUUAUUUUGA